UCACGUACGACAAAAGGCAGAGUGAAUGCAAGCGAAUGUGUACAACGCACAACAUACAAUUCAGUCAAGAAUUUCCUAGUUUGUGUUUAAUGAUGUACUCUCAUUCUUAUCUGUUUCCAUUGAUAAGAAAAGAAUAAAAGUUCAAUGUCAACAUUGUUAGUCUCUAAUGUAUGAAAACAUUGAAGUAUCAGAUAACUCGCGUCACUAAUGUGAAAGUAUCACUUUAUGCCGUACCAAGAACUAGUUAGAGUAUUCGUAGAGAAUCCUACAUAUGUACAACGAGAUUAUUGUCGAGCGCGCAAGAUACAAGAAUUAAAUCGGAAUCGAUUUUUAAUUGUAGAUCUGGAAUUGUGCCUACAAUUACUAUGAAUAAAACACAGGGUUCAAAUCUUGCGGAUACAGAGAUCGAAUUGUUUAAUGCAAGUAUAUUGGAGCGAUUGUCGCUUUCCCAGAUCGAAGGUUUUUUAAUUAGACCUUUAAAAUCUGGCGAUUAUGACAGGGGUUUCCUUGAACUUUUAGCUCAAUUAACUGAAGUUGGGCAUAUCGGUAGAGAACAGUUUCUAAAACGUUUUCAUACAAUGAAAAAUACUGGCAGCUAUUAUAUAAUUGUGAUAGAAGAUUUGAGCAGUGGAAAAGUAGUAGCAAUUGCGUCAUUAGUCGCAGAACUAAAAUUUAUUCACAACUGCGGCGUGCGAGGAUUUUUACAAGAUGUAGUAGUAGAUAACAAGUAUCGGGGUAAACACCUAGGAAAAUUAAUAGUGAAAAUAGUAUUGCAGUUAGCACGUUAUUUGCGAUGUUACAAAUUAUCGUUAGAAUGUAAAGAUAAUUUGAUACCAUUCUACGAAAGUUUAGAUUUCAAACGUGAGCCUAACAAUGCUAAUAGUCUUAACAUGAGAUUUCCUCAUGAAACAACUACGGAGCAAUCUCACUUAUGAUAAUCAGUAAAAUGCUUUGAAAGCAUUGCAAAAGAUUGUUGUGUAAAGUCAGUUAGAUUUGCAUAUCAGAAUAUAAAAAGAAAUAAUAAAUAAAAAAUUUUUAUUAUUUUUAUAAACUAUUAGGAUUAGUUUUGAAUCUUGUUUCGAUCGCCAGCGUUGGUCUGGCAUGUGCUGCCGAGUAAUGGAGGACCGGAGUGUGCUGGCGACGGCGACACUGGGAUCCAUUGGCAUCGGCAUCGACAUCGGCAUCAUUCAGUCCCAUUUGUAAGGUCUCCUCUCCACCACUCUACAGCACAUUCCAGACCACCAUUAUUCUGAACAAAUAUUUAUGUUCUCUUGUAAAAGAAUUAUUAAUGAAACAUGUUGUAAAAAUAAUAUGUGAUUAUAUUUUAUUGAAAGGAUGUAUAAUAUUUUUCAAGAACAAUAAAUUCAAGUACAAGAAAUAAUGUUGCAAAACAA
Molecule: messenger RNA, 1394 nt
Organism: Megalopta genalis
Lineage: Eukaryota; Metazoa; Arthropoda; Insecta; Hymenoptera; Halictidae
Gene: Gnpnat
Product: glucosamine 6-phosphate N-acetyltransferase
Molecular function (GO): glucosamine 6-phosphate N-acetyltransferase activity
Source: RefSeq, a predicted model, not a curated record